Arabidopsis arenosa is the source of this 2352-nucleotide messenger RNA. NCBI's taxonomy places the organism in Eukaryota, Viridiplantae, Streptophyta, Magnoliopsida, Brassicales, Brassicaceae. The record is from the annotation of a GenBank genome assembly.
ACAUGCAUAUGCAUACAAUUCUACAUAUUCAACGACCAAAUAAUAAUUAAUGAGAGUUACCAAUAAUGUUUAAUAAUCGGCAAUCUGGCCGGAGAUUCCGGCUCGGAAACUUAGCUAGACUUGUCCAACUACGGCAAAGCGUUAGCCACCAACCGCCACAACAGAGGCCGCCACGAAGGACUCUUCAAGAAACUUUGUCUCAAUCGCCACCACGGUCACCGCCAUUUCAGCCACAAUUACCACCAUUUCCAUCUACCAUACCUUCACCAUCAACACUUUCACCGUCUUUUUCAGAAUCUAGGGAACAUCACGGCUCUCCACCACAUGUACCACCGGAACCACCACUGUCGCUAUUAUCACCAAAAUCAAAGGAAGAGCCUCAAUCGCAGCCAAUGCCACCACUGAUGUCAAAACAUGUCAAAACACAUCGGAAUCUAUUAAUCCAAUCACCUCCUAAAUCGCCGCCAGAAUCCACUGAAUCUCAGCAGCAAUUUCUAGCAUCGGUGCCUCCUCCACCACUAACACCAGAAGCAAAAACACCAUUGUCCCCCUCGUCAACGCUAAAGUCUACCGAAGAAUCUCAGUCCCAACCGUCUCCACCGCUUAAAUCUAUUGAUGAAACUCGGUUCCGACCACCGCCUCCAACAUUAUCAGAAUCUGGUAAACCUCAGCCGCUUUCACCACCACAAGAAGCCAAAACUCCACCGUCUCCGCCAUUAACGUUAAACGCUAAUGAAGAAUUCCAAUCCCAAACUUCUCCUCCGCUUUUGCCGUCUAAAUCCAUUGAUGAAACUAUUUCUCAAACAAAGCCAGUUUCGCCACCACCACCACCAGAAACCAAAACUCCACCGUCUUCACUGUCAACGAUAAACACUAAUGAAAAUUCCCAAUCACGACCGUUUUCACCGCUUCUGCCAUCAAAAUUCUUUAACCAGACUCAGUCCCGAUCAUCGCCACCGUCAUUGUCAGAAACAAGUGAAACUCAACCACCUAUACUACCACCACCAGAAGCCAAAAUUCUGCCGUCUCCACCUUCAACGAUAAACGCUACAGGAGAAUCCCAGUCCCAACCACCUCCACCGUCUAAAUCCAUUGACGAAACUCGGCUCCGAUCACCGUCUCUGUCGCAAGCAUCAUCAUUAUUAGAUUCUGGUGAAUCUCAACCGCCUUUACCACCACCAGAAGCUAAAGUUACAUCGCCUCAGCCGUCGACGCAAAACGCAACGGAAAAAUCCCAGCCCCAACCGUCUCCACCGUUUUUGCCGUCCAAAUUCAUUGAUGAAACUCGGCUCCGAUCACCGCUUCGGUCGGAGGCAUCACCACCUUCAUUGUUAAAAACUGCUAAAUCUCAGCCACUUUUACCACCCUUAGAAGUCAAAACUCCACCGUCGCCAAUGCUAAAAGCUACUCCACCUCCUCUGCCGUCAAAAUCUAUUGAAGAAACUCAAUUCCGAUCAUUGUCUCCGUCAUUAUCAGAAUAUGGUGAAAAACCCUUAUCAUCGCCAGAAGCUAAAAUUACACCGCCUCCGCCGUCAACGCUACAAGCAACUGAAGAAUGGCAACACCAACCGCCACCACCGCCUUUACCAUCUAAAUCCAUUGAUGAAACACGGUCCCAAUCACCUCCGAUUUCACCAUCACCACCAUCAAAAUCUACUCCAGAACCUAAAACAAUACCGUCAUCUCCUGAAUCUGAUAAACAAGCAAGAUCUCAGACACACUCAUCACCACCAGCAUCGCCAUUGUUGUCUCCGAAAGCUAGUGAAAUCCACCAAUAUCAAUCACCUAUGCCACCACCAUCUCUGACGGAACAGAGGUCACCAUCGCCGAUGAAAUCACCGAUUCCCGCACCGCCGCCGCUUUCAUCCCCAAUCAAAUCACAAAUCAUACCGUCACCUAAACCAUUGUUACCCCAAACUAAACUUAACCAAAUCAAAUCUCCUUCUCCAAAACUUACAAACAACGAAUCUCACACUUCACCAGAUCAUAAUCAGAAUCCAGAGAAACCUGACGCCAACCUCAUGAACAAGAUUCCACCUAAUAAUGAAGUUCCGAAAACAGAGAUCACCGGAAAAGUUAGCAUUAAAAACAGGGGAAGAGCAAUUUGGUCAGAGAAAAAAACAGAGCCAAUGAUUACGAUGGUCAUUAACAGUAACGUCCAAGGAUUCAACACUUCUCUUUCCCUCGAUUCAUCUUCCAUCGAUCAUGAACCAGGUGUCCACUUUACGAUCGAUUAUGAUCAAAGUUGUGAUUUUUCUUCAACACUAUUUUAAAUAAUUGCACAUAUUGUAAUACAAUCGUCUCUUCAUAUAAUUAAUUUAUACUGUUCCCGGAUAAAAAUUACUUCACGAU